This is a messenger RNA of Nymphaea colorata (pocket water lily), 1428 nucleotides long. RefSeq names its product cytosolic Fe-S cluster assembly factor NBP35. The transcript is spliced from 3 exons. Gene Ontology annotation, cellular component: cytosol. Lineage: Eukaryota; Viridiplantae; Streptophyta; Magnoliopsida; Nymphaeales; Nymphaeaceae. The coding region runs from base 230 to 1309 and encodes 359 amino acids. The record is from RefSeq and is a predicted model, not a curated record. Gene Ontology annotation, biological process: iron-sulfur cluster assembly. Gene Ontology annotation, molecular function: ATP-dependent FeS chaperone activity; 4 iron, 4 sulfur cluster binding; ATP binding.
GUGUCUUUCUCCUUGCAGCCUCCCAUCAAGGUUUUUCUCCUCCCUUCUCCGAUCAGCCGAGCGUGUCUCGUGCCGUGAAGUGGUCGUGUUGCUGUGACGGCUGCACGUGUUAGCGCCCUUGGCGCCGACUUGGAAGUGUCAACGGCCAAUACAAAACCUCCCCACGCUGCCCACAAGAGUCUCCUUUCUUCUCCCUGCUUUUGUCGUGGUUGUGGCGGUGGUGGCGGCAAUGGGCGAGGGAGAAGCCAUGGGGAACGGCGACCGUAGAGCCGACGUCCCGGAGAACGCCCCUGAGCAUUGCCCGGGCACCGAAUCGGAGAUGGCUGGGAAGGCUGAGGCUUGUGCGGGAUGCCCUAACCAAGAGGCGUGUGCUACUGCCCCCAAGGGCCCUGACCCUGAUUUGGUUGCUAUAUCAGAGAGGAUGGCUACCGUAAAACACAAGAUUUUGGUUUUGUCUGGAAAGGGUGGUGUAGGCAAGAGUACAUUUGCCACUCAGUUGUCAUUUGCCUUAGCUGCAAUGGAUUAUCAGGUGGGUCUGCUUGACAUUGAUAUAUGCGGUCCCAGUAUCCCCAAGAUGCUUGGCCUUGAAGGCCAGGAAAUACAUCAGAGUAAUCUUGGAUGGUCACCCGUGUAUGUAGAGUCCAAUCUGGGAGUGAUGUCAAUUGGAUUUAUGCUCCCAGACCCAGAUGAAGCUGUCAUAUGGAGAGGUCCACGCAAGAAUGGACUUAUUAAGCAAUUCUUGAAGGAUGUGGACUGGGGAGAGCUUGAUUAUUUGGUGGUUGAUUCUCCUCCAGGUACCUCUGAUGAGCACAUCUCCAUAGCACAGUAUCUAAAGGCUACUGAUGUUGAUGGUGCUGUUAUUGUUACAACUCCUCAGCAGGUCUCUCUUAUUGAUGUCCGAAAGGAGAUAAGUUUCUGUAACAAGGUGGGAAUUCCGGUUUUGGGUGUUGUGGAGAACAUGAGUGGCAUCCAGCAAUUGCUUGCAGAUUUUAAAUUUGUGAAAAUUGCAGAAGACGGUAGUGAGGAGGACAUGACACAAUCGACUCUCAGCUACAUCAAAGAAAAGGCACCGGAAUUACUUUCUCUUUUCGCAUGUGCUGAAGUUUUUGACAGCAGCAGUGGUGGUGCUGCAGAAAUGUGCAAGACAAGGCAUGUGCCUUUCCUGGGAAAGGUCCCAUUGGAUCCACUCCUCUGCAAGGCAGCUGAAAAUGGCCGGUCCUGUUUUGCUGACCAAAAAUGUGGUCCUGCUGCUCCUGCCCUCCGCAGGAUCAUAGAAAAAUUAAUUCCUUUACUUCGAUCUCAUGAGUGACCUCCCUCUCCGUGAGCUGUUUAUGUUUUGGUUUGUUACUUUUAAGAGAUGUAUCUUGUUGAAAGGUUUGUGCCACACUUCCCCAAGUCAUACAUGGAAUAACUUAUGUUUAUCUUUUC